AUGGGGAGCAGGGAAGGAGUGAAUGGUUUGACAAUCCCCAUCAAGAAGAUCAGAGACAAGAGGAGGAGCAAAAACAAAAGCAAGAACAAGAGCAAGAACUCCAAAGAUGCAUACAUGAGGAAAGGGAAAUUAGAGAAUUACAAGAAAAGAGAUGGGACACGAUCGUUACGCUCUGAGAUUGAGAGGCACAACAAGAAAUAUAUCUGGUACCAACUUCAACUACUAGAGUGGAAGACGCCCAUGAAACCCAACACAAGAUGGCAUCUAAUAAAGAUUUCUGAAUUCAAGAGAAAUUAUAUAUCAUCUACAUAUACUGGGUCUGAACUCAGGAUCGCAGUGUUUGGGAAAAGUCAGACUGAAAAGACAACACUUAGUAACUUCAUCAAUGGACAUCAUCCAACAAUGUCCAAGCAAGUCGCACCAACCCAAGGACAGUGGAGGAGAAAACCCAUCAAGGUGGUGAAAUCAGCAGACGUCUUCAGUCUGCCAGUGGAACGAGUGAGACUUCAGAUGAAGAAGUGCGUAGCUGAAAGCCCGCCUGGACCAAAUGUCCUCCUGCUGUUAGUUAAGCCUUCUGAUUUCACUGAGCAGGACAGACAAAAAUUGAAGUUCAUCAUGAGCUUCUUUGGACAAGAUGCUUUUAAAUACUCCAUGGUCAUCUUAACACAAAAUGACAGGUUAGGGAAUCCUUCAGUUAAUCAACUCAUCCAAGACGGCAGACAAAGGCAGCACAGAAUGAACUUUGAUGAAAGGGAUUUCUCAGAUUAUGAUCGUAAAGAAUUGAUGGAAAAGAUUGAGAUGAUAGUGGAUGAAAACAGAGGACAAUAUGUCACCUUCACCGAAGAGACAGUUCCUAUGGCAGCACCUGCAAAAAACCCUCUGAACCUGGUACUGUGUGGUAGACAUGGAGCCUGUAAGCAUUCAGCUGCGAAUGCCAUUCUGGGAAAAAGUAAGUUUGGUCCACCUGCGGACUCUUCAGAGUGUGUUAAAAAGCAAGGAGAGGUGUGUGGAUGUUGGGUUUCCCUGGUGGAGCUGCCUGCCUUGUAUGGAAAACCUCAAGAAGCGGCAAAGAAAGAGUCACUCAAGUGCAUCUCCCUCUGUGAGCCUGAGGGCGUCCACGCCUUUGUCCUGGUCUUACCUUUAGAUAAUCCCAGUGAGGAAGACAAGAAAGAGUUAGAGACAAUCCAAAACACUUUCAGCCAUAGAGUCAAUGAUUUCACUAUGAUUCUUUUUACUUCAGAGUUCAAUCCUAACUUUCUACUGGUUGAGAAGUUUCUACAGGAAAACAGAGAUAUCCAAGAUCUCCUUCAGAGCUGUGAUGGACGAUACUUUGUCUGCAACAUCAAUGACAAGCAGCAGGUCUCAGAGAUGUUACACACUGUGGAAAAGAUGAGAGAUGUGGGAUGCAGAGGGUUCACAAAAGAUUUGUUUCCCAGGCUCCCAGAGAAUCGGCUUUCAAGACAUGCAUCUUUUUUAAGGCCGGAAGGUUAUCAGAAAUAUCAAGAAAAAGAGUUUUUCCAGGCAGGGCCAGGUAGAGCUUCUUUCAGGGUGGAGCCGAGAAGAGAAUCUCAAAGAUUGGAGCCGAGUAGAGAACCUCCAAGAUUGAAGCUGAGAACAGAAUGGACAAGAUUGGAGCCGAGUAGAGAACCUCCAAGACUGAAGCCGAGAAGAGAACCUCCAAGAUUGGAGCUGGGAAGAGAAUCUCCAAGAUUGGAGCCGAGAAGAGAACGUCAAAGAUUGGAGUCGAGUAGAGACUGUCUCAGGAUUGUUCUGAUUGGGAAGACUGGUUGUGGAAAGAGUGCCACAGGAAACACCAUAUUGGGCAAAGGUCGCUUUCAUUCUAAAGUUUGUCAAAAAUCAGUGACCAAGCUGUGCCAAAAAGAAACAGGAGAGAUUGAUGGGCGGCCCGUUGCUGUGGUUGACACCCCAGGCUUGUUUGACACAACUCUGACCAAUGCUGAUGUUCAACAGGAGAUUGUGAAAUGUGUCAGCUUGUUGGCUCCAGGACCUCAUGUGUUCCUACUGGUGCUGCAGAUCGGCCGCUUUACACAAGAGGAACAAGACUCUGUGGAACUGAUCAAGGAGUUUUUUGGCAAGAAGUCAGAAGACUUCAUCAUUGUUUUAUUCACCAGAGGAGAUGAACUUAAAACCCAAACACCUGAGGAAUACAUCGAAGACGACCCAGAAGGCCCUUUAAAAAAUCUGAUAACUGAAUGUGGAGGAAGAUAUCACGUCUUCAACAACAACGAUCGUCAAAAUCGCUCUCAAGUCAGCCAUCUGCUGACCAAGGUUGAGUCAAUGGUCAGGGGAAAUGGUGGUGCCUACUACACCUCAGAUUUAUUUCAAGAGGUUGAGGCAGAAAUACAAAAGGAAACAGAGAAGAUCCUAAAGGAAAAGGAGCCAGAGAUACAGAGGGACUUGGAAAGAUACUUUCAAAAAGAAUUGCAAAAGAGAAGGGAAGUGGCAGGGCAAACACCUAAACUUGAUCCACAAAGAGAACAGAGAGCCAAAGAAAAAGAGGAGGAGAGAAGGAGAGAGGAGAAUCAGAAGAAGAAAAGGCAAGAGGAAUCCCAACGACUUGAGUGGGAACAAAAACUUAUCAAUCUGGAAAAAGAAUUUAAAUAUAUGUCAUUAAGAAAUGUUGUUGCUGGCAGUGUGAUGUUAAUGCAAGCUAGAGAAGACAUAAGAAAAGAACAAGAGGCUUGGGAGCAAGAAAAUAGGGAAUGGUGGGACAAACGGCAUCAAGAAGAACAGAGACGGGAGGAGGAGCAAAAACUACUGAAAAAGCUCCGUCAAGAACAAGAGACAGAAAUGUAUAUAUACGAAAACUACAGAAAGGAAGAUGAUAUCAGAAAAGUAUAUGAGGAAAGGGAACGCAGAGAACUACAUGAGGAAAUAAAGAGGAAAUUUGAGGAGCAAGCAAGAAAGCAAGCUGAAGAAUGCUGUGAAUUCAGACACAAAUAUACCAGGGAUGUUGAUGAUGAGAUGGAAAAGUAUGGGACAGAAAUCAGGCAUCUGAAGGAGAAGCAACAAACCCAAAAUGACUUUGUGAUAAAACAGCUGUGCAGACACAAGGUAUACCAGAAAAGCUUUGAUGGACUGAAGAAAAAACAAGACGAAGAAAUGAAGGAGCUGAAAUCGCAGCUUCUUUUACGUGAAAGAGAACAUGUGAACAAAGAAAUCAAUGAGCUGGAAAAAAAGCACGAGGAGGAAAAAUAUGACUGGAUUCAAGAACAUGUGAAGAAAGCUAGCAAAAACAAAGCUUGUAGCAUUCUGUGA
Molecule: messenger RNA, 3279 nt
Organism: Centropristis striata (black sea bass)
Lineage: Eukaryota; Metazoa; Chordata; Actinopteri; Perciformes; Serranidae
Exons: 5
Coding region: 1-3279 (1092 amino acids)
Molecular function (GO): GTP binding
Source: RefSeq, a predicted model, not a curated record